Molecule: messenger RNA, 1163 nt
Organism: Xiphophorus hellerii (green swordtail)
Lineage: Eukaryota; Metazoa; Chordata; Actinopteri; Cyprinodontiformes; Poeciliidae
Gene: atoh1c
Product: atonal bHLH transcription factor 1c
Exons: 1
Coding region: 411-932 (173 amino acids)
Biological process (GO): sensory organ development; axon development; positive regulation of transcription by RNA polymerase II
Cellular component (GO): nucleus
Molecular function (GO): DNA-binding transcription factor activity, RNA polymerase II-specific; E-box binding; protein dimerization activity
Source: RefSeq, a predicted model, not a curated record
AGUAUAAGGAAAUAUCGCUUUUCUGGAAUAACUAGAGAAAUUGCAGCACAUUUUAUUUGAGUCUGUUUAUGAUUUAAAUGCAGGCAGCGAAAGGCCCUCCAAAAGCCGUUUGCAUGGUCCAAUAAGACGGGAUGUUGCCUCUCCUGCACCCUCCUCGGUCCACAACGCUCACUGACUCGCUUCUAAUCCCUUUUUGAUGAACUUGGUUAAUGGACCUCCUGCGGUGGCUUUGGCUCUGUUCAUUAGGCAGCACACGACCUUCUCCACGCCCCCGGAUUCACGCAAGCCGCGUCCCCCCCGUGUCUCUCGGGUCCAUAAAUUCCCGUCCCAGAGUUGGGGAAGUUUGAACUUGCGCUUCCGUCCCCGGCGCCGUCUGGUUCUGGUUCUGCUUCAGAGGAACAAGUGGAGACAUGCCGCCGCGUAAAAGCCUGUUUGCGCCCUUCAUCACCGCAACUCCGGAGGGCGGGGUCGGCCCCGCGGCCCCCGUGGGUCUCAGCGGGGACAUGCACGCCCUGCUGCAGCGGACCCGAGCGCAGGAGCAAGCCGAGGCGGCGCUCUCCAGAGACAGCCGUGACUUCUGCGAGGCGUCCCCGUGCGCCAUCGUGGAGCUCCGGCUGGGCCCCGCCCUGCACUACUUGCAGCCGGACAGGUGCGCCCUGGAGCGGGCGCAGAGGCGGCGGCGCCUGGCCGCCAACGCCCGGGAGAGGAGAAGGAUGCUCGGACUGAACGUGGCGUUCGACCGGCUGCGGAGCGUCAUCCCGAACCUGGAGAGCGAGAAGAAGCUGUCCAAAUCGGAGACUCUGCAGAUGGCCCAGAUUUACAUCAGCACCCUGACUGAGCUGCUGCAGGACGGGACCGGGACCUGCGGGCCUUCGGAACCGAACAGAGCUGGACCCGAGGGUGAGGUUCGGAACGCGGAGAGGAGCAGAUAACUGGAACGCGUGACAGAAACUGAGGGACAUUAAAAGACUCAAACUUUUUUUUUUUUUACUGUUUUCUACUGAUUGUAAAUAAAUCCUGCAAUAAUGUUUCUAUGUUUUUAUAUUCACGUUAUUUAAGAGAUUUCAGAUUUUUUUUUCUCCCUCUUUUGACACAAUAUCCUCAAAAAAAAAAAAAAAAAAGAAUUAGUGCCAAGUGAUAAUUCAGGACAUUGAGGGGGGGGG